Lymnaea stagnalis (great pond snail) is the source of this 647-nucleotide messenger RNA. The record is from the annotation of a GenBank genome assembly. Lineage: Eukaryota; Metazoa; Mollusca; Gastropoda; Lymnaeidae.
CACUGACCGGGAAGCAUCACAAGGACUCAAAAGUAAGAGCCCAGGACGUGAGACCUCACGGACACCACCACAGUCCGGCCAAUCAGCACGGGCUAGCCGCCACCUUGAACUACCAUCAGCAGCUCCGGAAAGAGUUAGGCAUGCCCCAAGCUCACCCCAGUCCGACCAGCACCCCCACGCACGCUCUCUCGACGCCGCCCUACAGCUACCCGUACUCCAACAUCAUCACUCCGUUGCCGAGUUCGAGCGACAGCAGCCUUCACGCCUCGGCCGACAGCUCACCCGUAACGCCGACGUCAACCUACGCUCAAGAUUACAAGAUAUCCCUGGGCUACGAGGCCAACCUGAAGAAAUACCACGACGCGUUUCAAAGCCUUCACGGCCACUGCUCAACCCCGCACCUCCCAUCGGCUACUCUGACUCUAUUUGAACAGCCGCUGUCCGGCUCUGACCCCAAUCUGCGAAGCGACCUGAAACAGAACGUGAACUUUCCCUACUACGAUAACAUCUCAAGCGCGAGAUCCAGAGCGAACCAACCAGGGGACAUUACGUACGUCAACGAGACCCUGGCCUUUGUUGAUCCGCACGGACCGCCCAAGCUUCCCAGUCGACCGUCGAAAUCAUCAUCGUCUCUGCCCACGUCGUCG